UGAAAAAAGCUUCACUUUUUUACUCAUAUUGUUUCAUAUUCUUUCCCUUUGUGUGAAGCUAAAACAAUAUGAGCCAAAUGCUCAUUUCAUAUCCCUACAUUUGCUUAUGAAUCCCACCGCCGAUCCACCAUUAUCACAGCCACAGCCACCGCCUCACCGUCCCUGUGACCGCCACCCUGAAGAGAGUUUCACCACCUUUUGUCCCUCAUGCCUUUGCGAACGUCUCGCUUUUCUUCAACCAGCUUCCACUUCUUCUUCUUCUGGGAAACCACCCAUUGCCCCCAGCACCACCACCGCCGCCGCAUUUAAAGCCAUUUUCAAACCUCCCGGUGGAAACGGUAGCCGAUCCAGUUUUCUCCCUGAGCUCCGCCGUACAAAGUCGUUCUCGGCGUCUAAAAACGAAGGUACCAACUUGGGAUUUGAACCUCAAAGGAAAUCCUGCUCACUGUUUUCUCAAGAAAUAAGUGAUUUAGGUUCAUCUUCCAUUAAAACUCCUACUGAAAACGACGACGUACAGAUCGUUGAAGAAGAAGAACAGUUGAAAGCCAUGAAAGAUCAUAUGGAUCUUGAUUCACAAACAAAGAAGAAAACUACUUUCUGGUCAACUGCUUCAGUUUUCAGCAAGAAACUUCAACAAUGGAGACAAAAACAAAAGCUUAAAAAGCCCAAAAAUGGUGAUAAUGGGUCAGUUAGAUUGCCAUUAGAGAACCCAUUAGGAAGAAGAUCUUGUGAUAUAGCUCCACCAAGGUUUUCAUUUGAUGAUUCAAGGUUUUCAUUUGAUGAACCAAGAGCUUCAUGGGAUGGGUAUUUAAUGGGAAGAACAACAACACCAUUCCCAAAAGUACCCAUAGCCACAAUGGUUGAAGAUCAUCCAUUAACAAUGGAUUCCAUUAAUGGUGAGUCUUUACCGGGUGGAUCAGCUCAAACAAGGGAUUAUUAUUCAGAUUCUAGAAGAAGAAAAAGUCUUGAUAGAUCCAAUUCUAUAAGAAAAACAGCUGCAGCUGUUGUAGCUGAGAUUGAUGAAUUGAAAUCAAUUUCCACCGCUAAGGUUUCUCCGGCCAUUGUCGAUUCGAACUCCAACUCAAACUCGGAAACUUUCGAGAUUAGCAGUUUUAAAGACAAUGCUUCCAUUAUCAUGAACGGGGAUCGUACUAAAAAAUCAAAGAAAUGGAGUACCAAAGCUUGGAACAUUUUGGGGUUCAUUCAUAGGAAGAAUGUUAACAAAAAUGAAGAUGAAGAUAACUAUAGUAGAGCUAGUGGUGUCGAAAGAUCGUAUUCGUAUUCGGAAUCGGUGUCGGAGCCGAGGUUGGGUUUUAAUCCGAAGCUUAUGAGGAGUAGUAGCAGUGUAAGUUGGCGGAAUUUGAGCAGGUUUGGUGUGGAGUCGAAUGGACGGUUAAUGUUCGACACGAUGAGUGGCGGCGUCGGCAGUGGCCGGAAAGGUGGAUCGGGGAAAUGCAGGGGUAACCAUGCACAUCCUGUUCCAAAAAGGUUGUACUGAAUUUGAGAUUCAUAUGUAUGUUGUUUAAUUUUGCAUUUGAACAUUCAUAUAAUGUUGUUAGUUUUAUGAAAUGGAUUAUACGUAUAAUAAUUUGGUAUGGGUCUCAUGUUAGCUUCGGCAUCAUUUUACUGCAAAUUUUAUGGAAUUCAAUAAUUUCUUUAAUUUGUUUUCCGUAA
Molecule: messenger RNA, 1674 nt
Organism: Gossypium raimondii (Peruvian cotton)
Lineage: Eukaryota; Viridiplantae; Streptophyta; Magnoliopsida; Malvales; Malvaceae
Product: protein OCTOPUS
Exons: 1
Coding region: 107-1498 (463 amino acids)
Cellular component (GO): plasma membrane
Source: RefSeq, a predicted model, not a curated record